Molecule: messenger RNA, 9881 nt
Organism: Manis javanica (Malayan pangolin)
Lineage: Eukaryota; Metazoa; Chordata; Mammalia; Pholidota; Manidae
Source: RefSeq, a predicted model, not a curated record
UUCAGAGUCUGUGCUUUUGGCUCUGUAAACUGUCUCGAAUCUAAAAAGAAGUUCCGCACUUAAACAAGUUGCUUGACAGCUUUUCAGGCGAGGCUGAUGAUGUGCACAGGGUUGGAGAUCCAGAUUCCGGCACUGUGGACUGACACUCUGCUCAGAAGUCCGUACCAGCUCCUUAAAAUGCCCAUUAAUGUCUUGCUUCACUCAGUACUGAUAAAUAGGAAAUCUUUGCUGAACCAGUUCUCAUGUAAAUCUGUAGAUGUACCCCCCUCCUCUGCUUCCUUUAAAAAAGAAAUAGAUUUAAUUAAUAUUGUUAUUUUACUAGGGAAAACUACUCUGGCUGACUGUCUUAUAUCUAGCAAUGGAAUCAUCUCCAGCCGCCUGGCAGGAAAGCUAAGGUACAUGGACAGCAGAGAAGAUGAACAGAUACGAGGGAUCACUAUGAAGUCCAGUGCCAUUUCCCUGCACUAUGCCAAUGGUAGCGAGGAGUACCUGGUCAAUCUGAUAGACUCUCCGGGACAUGUGGAUUUCUCCUCGGAAGUGUCCACGGCUGUUCGCAUUUGUGACGGCUGCAUCAUCGUGGUGGAUGCCGUGGAAGGGGUCUGUCCACAGACACAGGCAGUUCUGCGGCAGGCCUGGCUCGAAAACAUCCGUCCAGUUUUAGUGAUUAAUAAGAUAGAUCGCUUGAUAGUGGAACUGAAAUUCACCCCACAGGAAGCCUAUUCUCACCUCAAGAAUAUUUUGGAACAGAUUAACGCACUCACAGGAACUCUUUUUACUUCUAAAGUCCUAGAAGAAAGAGCAGAGAGGGAGACUGAAUCCCAGGUGAAUCCAAAUGCCGAGCAGGGAGAGCAAGUGUACGACUGGAGUGCUGGCCUAGAGGGGACGGACGAUUCCCACCUCUACUUCUCUCCAGAUCAGGGAAAUGUGGUGUUUACGAGUGCCAUAGACGGCUGGGGCUUUGGAAUUGAGCAUUUUGCCAAAAUCUACAGUAAAAAAAUUGGCAUCAGAAAGGAACUUCUUUUGAAAACCUUGUGGGGAGAUUAUUAUAUAAAUAUGAAGGCCAAGAAGAUUAUGAAGGCCGACCAGGCAAAAGGAAAGAAACCAUUAUUUGUACAGUUGAUCCUGGAAAAUAUAUGGAGUUUGUAUGAUGCUGUCUUGAAAAAGGACAAAGACAAAAUCGAUAAAAUAGUGACUUCCUUAGGAUUAAAAAUUGGAGCCCGAGAGGCACGUCAUUCAGACCCUAAAGUUCAGAUCAAUGCCAUCUGCAGUCAGUGGCUCCCCAUUUCCCAUGCUGUCCUUGCUAUGGUGUGUCAGAAGCUUCCCAGUCCCCUCGAUGUCACAGCCGAGCGAGUGGAGAGACUGAUGUGCGCAGGGUCACGGGCGUUUGACUCUCUCCCACCAGAAACGCAGGCGCUGAAAGCAGCUUUUAUGAAAUGUGGAAGUGAAGAUACUGCUCCUGUUAUUAUCUUUGUUUCCAAAAUGUUUGCCGUGGACGCUAAGGCUUUGCCUCAGAAUAAGCCAAGACCUCUCACUCAAGAAGAAAUUGCUCAGAGGCGUGAGCGUGCAAGACAGAGGCACGCGGAGAAGCUCACAGCCGUGCAGGGGAAGGCACCCUUGGAGCCCGCCCAGGGUGGGAGAGCCCUUCAAGCAAGUCCCACGGGAGAAGAGCCGGAAGGUGAUGAGCAUCAGGGGGGCAGUGGGGCCCCUAAACCUGUGCCCCAGGAGGAAACCAACCAAGAGUCUUUUAUCGCAUUUGCUCGAGUGUUCAGUGGCGUGGCUCGAAGAGGGAAGAAAAUUUUUGUCUUGGGGCCCAAAUACAGUCCUGUUGAGUUUCUGCAGCGGGUGCCAUCAGGCUUCUCGGCCCCGCUGGACGACCUCCCCCCAGUGCCCCACAUGGCCUGCUGUACUCUGGAGAGCCUGUAUCUUCUGAUGGGAAGGGAGCUGGAAGACCUAGAGGAAGUGCCCCCCGGGAACGUGCUGGGAAUAGGGGGCCUUCAAGACUUUGUGCUGAAGUCUGCGACGCUGUGCAGUUUGCCGUCCUGCCCGCCAUUCAUACCACUCAACUUCGAAGCCACUCCGAUAGUGAGGGUCGCUGUGGAACCGAAACACCCAAGUGAAAUGCCGCAGCUUGUCAAAGGAAUGAAGCUGUUAAACCAAGCUGACCCCUGUGUCCAGAUUCUAAUCCAGGAGACGGGAGAGCACGUCUUAGUCACGGCGGGGGAAGUCCACCUUCAGCGAUGCCUGGAUGACUUGAAAGAAAGGUUUGCUAAGAUGGAAAUCAGUGUUUCUGAACCCAUUAUUCCAUUCAGAGAAACAAUCACAAAACCCCCGAAAGUUGACAUGGUCAAUGAAGAAAUAGGCAAACAACAAAAAGUUGCUGUUAUACACCAAACAAAAGAAGAUCAAAGCAAAAUUCCCGAAGGGGUCCAAGUUGACUCUGACGGGCUCGUCACCAUGACAACUCCCAAUAAGCUCGCCACGCUCAGCGUCCGAGCUGUGCCCCUUCCUGAAGAAGUCACUCAGCUUCUGGAAGAAAAUAGUGAUUUGAUUCGGGCCAUGGAGCAGUUCACAUCCUCCUUGAAUGAGGGCAAAAAUACUCAGAUGUUUCACCACAAGAUGCAAGAGAAAAUUGGGGAAUUCAAAGGAAAACUAGAACAACACCUCACAGGGAGAAAAUGGAGGAACACUGUGGACCAAAUCUGGUCAUUUGGCCCAAGAAAAUGUGGGCCGAACAUACUAGUGAAUAAAAGUGAGGAUUCUCAGAACCCCGUGUGGACAGGCCUACCCGGCAAAGCUUCAGCAGAAGCCAGUAGAUACCGGGACUUGGGCAAUAGCGUGGUGAGCGGCUUCCAGCUCGCAGCCCUCGCCGGCCCUAUGUGUGAGGAGCCCCUCAUGGGUGUCUGCUUCGUUCUGGAGAGGUGGGACCUAAGUAAACUGGAGGAACAAGGAGCAGGUGAGGAACGGCGUCAAGAACAAGGUGAUCUGGUGAAAGAGGGCCAGGAGGACGCGGAGGCCUGUUCUGGUAGAGCUGGGAUCCAGGAGCUACAAGAUGGCCGCUCUGAGCCCGGGGAGGGGAGGGCUCCCCAGAAGGGAGACGCUGCCCUCGCCGACUGCUACGGCCCCUUGUCGGGGCAGCUGAUCGCCACCAUGAAGGAAGCGUGUCGCCACGCACUGCAGGUGAAGCCUCAGCGUCUCAUGGCGGCUAUGUACACAUGUGACAUCAUGGCCACCAGCGACGUUCUCGGUCGGGUCUACGCCGUGCUGUCCAAGAGGGAAGGCCGGGUGCUGCAGGAAGAGAUGAAGGAGGGGACGGACAUGUUCAUCAUCAGGGCCGUGCUGCCCGUCGCGGAGAGCUUCGGCUUCGCCGACGAGAUCCGGAAGCGGACCAGCGGCCUGGCCAGCCCGCAGCUGGUAUUCAGCCACUGGGAGAUCAUCCCCAGUGACCCCUUCUGGGUGCCAACCACCGAGGAGGAAUACUUGCACUUUGGGGAAAAGGCUGACUCCGAGAGCCAGGCCCGGAAGUACAUGAAUGCUGUGCGAAAGCGGAAGGGCCUCCAUGUGGAAGAGAAGAUCGUGGAGCAUGCAGAAAAGCAGAGAACCCUCAGCAAGAAUAAGUGACUGCUGCUGGCAGAUCCUGUCCUAGUAAUAAAAGGUCCCACAGCUGUGCCGAAGCCUGGCCUCAGUGCAUCGGAUGCAGUGGACGGAGCCGAGACACUGUCCCAGAGUGGUGGGGGGGCCCUGCUGGCCUGGGGCUGGCCUCCUGGAGUCAUUUAUAGACAGGCCGCAGGGCCAGCACGGACUGCUGGGGGCCUGCUUCUCGGGCCAGUCCCCUAGACCCGAGGGGAAGCAGCCCCUCCUGUACAGCCCUGGGGAGGCCUAACAUGUAUGUGACCUCUAUGGAUACAUUGUAUGUGUUUCGGGGGGUAUUUUGCAGGGUGGGGUUGGAGGGAGGAUUACUAGGGAAUCGCCAUGGCCUGUGGAUGUGGUCGAGGUCAGGCGCCGCUCAGCAAGCCCUGCUCCCGGGCCCCGCACGGGGCCUCCUGGGCCGCUGCCUGAUUUGUCAGGGUCAGAGGUGUCGUCAGUGGGAGCUGACUGCACUGUGGCAGAGGAAGAAGGGAGGACUGGGGCAUCCUUGUUUGUAUUUAUGUGCCUCCGUCUUGGGUAACGCUACCAGCGUCUGAGAUUAAAAAUCAUGAUCUGUACUGGCUCAGAUUUAUGGCUGGUAAGUUUAGAAAAAUAAUUUAUUUCAGAAAUUAGGUUAACCUGCACCCUUGGAACUGAAACCUUCCUUGUGUCCUGUCUGCCAACAGUCAGAUAAGGCUCCGAGCUCGACCUUGUCCGGAGCCGGGCUCCCUGGUGAACAGAUUAUCAAACCCGGGGACCAGAAGGUGCUCACGGCAAAGCAGUCACACAGACCGCGGGCCGAGAGCGCUGAACUGCUGGCCUGGAAAAGAGCUGGUAGAACUACUAAUAGAAGCCAAGCGUGUAGGUCGGAAUCUAAGUCAGGAAACCAGACAUGGGAGAACGAAGCCUUUCCUUUGAGCCUGCUGUUCCACGUGCCAUGCCCACCGUGCAGAGGGCGGCUUCCUGUACUUGGGCAGGAGGGCCGGGGGUGGGGGGGCGUCUAACCCCAGCACAGUCGCUCCACAGGCCCACAUGUGGCAGAGGCCAAGCAGCCCAGGAGGCAUGAGGGGGCAGAGCAGAAGGCAGGGCCCAGCAGGGCAGAGGUGAAGGUCUGAGGUGCCCCACCUGGGCAUUCAGGCCUGGGACUUGAUCCUGGGCAGUUGGGAUGGGGCUGCCUCCCACCACAUGCCCCCCGCCCCUGGGCCUUUUGGCGUUCCCGGGUGCUUGCAGAGGCCCAGCAGCCCGGCUGCCUCACAGGGCUUGAUGGGCUUGGCAGGCUUGGGCUUGGGGGCUGCUUCCCUAGCCUGUGGGGUUUGCCCCUCUGCCAGGUUUUCCGGUCUGGCUGACAAUUCUGUAUGAUUCGCCUUCACUGCAAAAGGUGCAACAGUUUAAUUUUGCUACCCCAGAUUUCACUGUGGUCCCAAAAGAACAGCCCAUUGCCCAAUCUCAAAGGCCUUUUUGCCACAGCUGCAACUUUAGCUUUUUGUAAAUCAAUGUUCCUGAAGAAAGUUUAUUUUUUCAAUGAACAUUUAUAGAACUUUUUUCAGACAACAGUUUUCUUUUGAAAAGCCCAUUUCUGUUGAGCCUCAAGACUGAUACCGAACGGUUGUACAGUGUUGCUGCGGGAUCAGGGGCGUGGGGCCGAAAGCUGAGAGGCCGGAGAGACGGGGUCGUGCCCCCUGGCAGGGCCCUGGGUGAGCCCCUUAGCUGCGCGCCCCUCACCGUGCGGCGGGAAGUCCCCACCUGUAAGGGUCUGUAGGGUGAAGGCUGGGGAGUGAUGUGUGUGAGUGAGGAGUCCCGUGCCUCGUGCCCGGAGCGCAGAAUGCAAUGGUCGUAGCUGCUUUUAUUAUGAAUAAAAUAAUGAAUUUAUUCAUUUAUUGCUGGGCAAUGCCGAGGCAUGGAGACGGCACCUGGGUUCAGCCGGUCACAGAGUCAGGCGAUCUGACGGGAACACAGGCUCGAAGUGCGCAUCCCGCUGCGUUGCCCUCCAGUGAGGCUGCCACGCUCCGCCGGCGCCCGGGCCCGCAGUCCGGCUGUGGCUGCUUUCUCUUCUCUGCUUGUCCCUGACUUUGCCCCAGGUCAGUUACACGUGGUCGGUGCUCUCGCCAGGACAGAGCCGGCCACCUGCCCCCCAGGCACUGCCGGUGCCAUCGACCGCCCCCAGCCUACCCUCAGGGGACCCCGCAUGGCUGGCCCUGGGCAGCGGCUGGCUCUACUCAGGGCAGAGCACAGGGCCGGCCCCCAGGCCCGUGCUGCCCUCCGCCUCCGGGUGCAGCCCAGGCCCUGCUCGUGGCUGGCAGAGGGGCCUGCCCUGUGCAGCCAGAUCCCGCCGCCCCGGCUGCUGGCUGCCAGCACAGCGCUGCCAACCACCAUCUCCUUCCACUUUUUUACCCCCUCUGGGCUUUAUUUUCUUUGCCGCCCAGCCUGGGACUCCCACACCAGUCACUCCAAACCCUUCGCCAACGCAAGGGCCUUCUUCCUUCGCUGUCCAGCCCCAUCCACCAGCUGUCCCUGCGGGGCCUGGGCAGCCACCUGGGUGACAGCCCACUGCCCCAGCCCUUCCUCCUACUUUCCAGAGAGCGGGAGGGGGAACAGUCCCUGGGGGGCGGCCAGGGCGGGCGCCACAGGCUCUGGGGACGCUCGGGACUAUGGCACACAGGCGGCCCUGGCAGCCAGCGCCCGACGGGGUUGGUGCAGCGUGAGGAGCUCGGGCAGCAGCAGUGGCCCCGGCCUGGCCAGUAAGCGCCCAGCAGCGUCCUCGCGGCCUGGGGCCAGAGCCUCCAGGAGAGUGACUGUGGGCUUGGGGCUGCGCGGGGACCCUGCGCAGUGGCUGAGCGGAGCCGUGCUGCUCAGCCCACUGGCGAGGAUGGGUCCGCCGACUGCCUUUCCAGGCCUGGCCUGGCUUGGCAGUUGCCCAGCCCACCCGCCGCUGAACAGCCCCCCUUACAGGCUUCCUGCUGCUCCAGCAGAGAGCUGGGGGCAGAGGGCACAGAGGGCCAGGGGGGUGCCCGGGCCAGGCAGGAUAGAAGCCAGACCGUACCAAGUCCAUUGGCCAGGGACCCAGAGGUGGCACAGCUGUUAAAUGGGCUCCCCUUCUUUGGGGGCCUAUUUGUAUCUCUACUGGCUCCUUGUUGCUUUUUCCUGCACGAUGUCCUACAAUAGACAAAACUUCCUGGAAACAGCGCCCUGCUUUUCUCGUGGGAAACUACCUCACUUCUCCUCAGUCUGAGAGGUGGGAGUGGCCUUGGCCUUACCACACCUGCGUGUGUCCUAGGCUGGGACCACCUGUGUGUUCAGGUCCCUUUGCCUCACUGGAAUGGACGUGUGACCCAAGAGGGUCCAGUGGAUGUCAACUGCAGGACUUUUGAUAGAGAAUGUUGGGAGAGAGUCUGUAUCUUUGAUUAGAGUGGCCGUGCUGGUGCGCAUCCGCCUGGGGCGCUGGCGGCCUCUCUGUCUCCCCCGCAGCCCCCCCGGGGACUAAGCUGGCAGCUGUGCCGAGGUGACACGUGGCCCAUCUGGAAUACUGUUUGGAGCGUCUGAAUUCUUUACCUUCAAACCAGAGCUGCACUUGGACCUUGUGGCUAACUGAGGCAGUGAGCAUACACCCGCCUCCCAGAACAACGUGAGGUGAGUUUUUAUCAUAAGCAGUGAAGAGUCGCGCCAGCACCACACUUGGGUCGUGCCACCUCCUGCUCGGAGACAUCCGGUGGCUCCCCUUGUCCCCACACCCUUGCCCUGUCCCCUUCCGUGCCUCAGAGCCUGUGGCCAGCGCCAUCUCUAGGAUGAGUUUAGCUCCGAGGCCCGUCAUGUUAUGUGGAUCUUUCACGGUACCUAUGACGUCCGUGCCGGUGGUCUGUGCACAGAUCCGCCCCCUCUGCCUACUUGAGAGCUGUUUUCGACCAUGCUGCGCCUCGCACAGAGGAGAUGCUCACCCGUCCCCUGGCCGAGCCCCGGCCGGCCUGCACACUGUACUGGGGCAGGUGGGGCUGCAUCAAGCACCCGGGUGUCCUGCCCUCCCUCCAGCGCCUCCCCUGCCGUCCACGCCUCCUCCCUCCUGAGCAGAGUCUCCUGGAGCGGACAGGGGAGAGCAGGGGCCUCGGGGCCGGGCCCGGAGACCAGCAACACCCGGAAAAUGCAGAAUCCCAGCCCCGCCCGAGACCUCCUGAAUCUGGCCCUGGAUUGGGCCCAGGAAGCUGUAUUUUAACAGGCUCUCCAAGGUAUUCAGAUGCACACUCGAGUUUGGGAAACUUGGUAACAGAGAUUUUAAUCCACAUUGACAUUAUGCUUUUCAAUCUCUGAGAUUUUUAUUAAAUGCUUCUUGAUUUACAAAGGAAAACACGAUUCAUCUUCGGUCUAACUUGCAGCAGAAUCUGUGAGGCCUCAUUUGGAUAGUUCCAUUUCUUCCACCUCCCAGGAGAUGCAGAAAGGCCAAAGGAGAGAACUAGCCCGAAAGUUCAUUUGAUGGGAAAAGAGCAUCUGUGUCGUGUCAUUCUGUGCAGAACGUUGCCGAUGGACGGGGGAAGCGGUUUGCCUUUCGGGCCCAGUAGGAACAAAGGGAGGAACCAGCUCAGGGAUCUGGGGCACUUAUAGACGUACUUUGAAGGAGAGCGUUGGAUCGAACUGAAAAGGGUCGUUUGAACAUCAGAUUUAGAUGUUUCUUUUUUUAUUUGCCCUAAUUCAGAAAAAUAAGUGCCCUUAUCAGAUGUCUGCUUAUGAGUGUUUAUUCCCCUUCUGUUUUUUUCUGAGUGUGUAUAGAAAGUUCAGAGCUGGGAGAACUUUUCUGUAGUGAUUGUCACAAGAGAUCGUUGAGAAGACACACUGACCAUUUUCUAUGCUCCCCUUUCCAAAGAUAUUUGCUUUUAUUAUGACAGCUUCACUUUGGAGAAUGUCAAUCGGAGGUGGAUUCAUUUGGCUGUUUUCAGAGGCUUUGGAGUGUUUUUAAAAUCACCACGACCACCAUCUCCUCAGUCCUUCAAAAUAAACAGGCUUAUUUAACAUUUGCAAUGGAGCCUGAUGCAGAAGACAGUGCUUCCUGGCCAGAUGCUUCUCUGAAAACGACAGAGGCCCCUGCAGGCUGAGACUGUCCCCGUGCUUCUCUUUUUGAGAGCAAAUUCCCCUCCACAGAAAAGGUUGAUUUUCCUUGGGUGCAAGGAGCCUUACUCACAAGACUGGGCAUCUUCCCACCCAGAGGCUUCAUGGUGCCCUCGGCCCUCUUCCUACAGGACCUGCGGCUGCUUCCGCCCCUCCUGGCACCGCGGGGGCCUCCUGAGCACCUGCGCUUUCCCCGGCCACCGCAGCUCCCUGUCCUCCGGAGCUGUCGCCUCGUCACUGCCUCUCACUGCCAUGCCAGCUGACCUUACAGUCUGCUGCCAGCGGCGGCCACUGUUGCCAGAGCCACACUCCUGCCACAGCUUGGGAGGGACAGGGGUUAAUUUUUCUCUCUUCCUCUCUGUUGUUAGGUUGGAAAGGUCUCACAGCAGUGGCCCUGAUGUCCUGGGCUUUAUGGAGCUGGGAGUAAAGCAGCUCCUGGUACCCUGUGCUCCGCAGGAGCAGACGUGCCCCUGAGGCCCAGCCUUGGGGGGACUCAUGGCCAUCACUGCCACACUCAGAAUUACUGACCCCCUUCAUCUCUCACUGACCAGCUGUGUCUGCUGCCACCUUAUAGUAUGUUUCUCUCCCAGAAAGUUCCUUGGAAUCCCCUUCAUAAAUAGAAUUCCGGCAAAUAGCUUGUUCUAUUUCCUUAUCAUAGCCAUGGUUCCCCUUAAAGAGACCUCAUUAUUUUUUAGAAUACGGUGGCAGCAUGGCUGAAUUUCCAUUGAGCCCACCCACCUGUUGCAGCAGCGGGCAUUGGCAUCAGUGGGGCCAGAGGGCAGGUGGGCAUCCUCUGGUAGCCGCUGGCCCUGCCCAGCUUGGCAAUAUGUGUUAAGAUGUAAAACAGUCAUACCCUUUAACCUAGACACCUUUCUGGAAGCCUCUUCCCCAGAAACAUGAACACCAGAGCACAGAGAUACCUGAACAGCACUGACCCCGAAGGGAAAAAUCCCAGCGUCCAUCAAUGAAUUGGUGAAACUGGCACAAAUGGACAGCAGGUCACCAACAGCCAUUAGAAGUUUGAAGAUCUUUACUUAAUGACAUGGGAGUUCAAGGUGCAUAGGACUACUUUUUAAAAGCUACAAAACUAUGCUUUGUUUGAAUCCACUUUUAUUAUGUAUGGACAACCUAUGUAUAUGUUGUUAAUAAAUGCUCAUAAAAAAUCU